This is a messenger RNA of Chaetomium globosum CBS 148.51, 2022 nucleotides long. RefSeq lists its product as uncharacterized. The record is from RefSeq and is a predicted model, not a curated record. Gene Ontology annotation, molecular function: catalytic activity. Lineage: Eukaryota; Fungi; Ascomycota; Sordariomycetes; Sordariales; Chaetomiaceae. The transcript has 4 exons. The coding region runs from base 1 to 2022 and encodes 673 amino acids.
AUGGCGGGGUCGGCGCAGGACCAGAUCGUGGUCGAGGUGGCGGACCAACCAUCCCCGCUGAAGCGACCGAGCCGCGCCCCGAAACCGAGUGCGAAAGUUCGCGAAGCCAUGCAAUCGAUCGAAGACGCAACCACCGCGUCGAGAAGGACUACGAGCGAUGCUACGCGGACCAUCGCUUCGAGAGGAACACGCGCACUAGGAGGCGGGAACGCGACCAACAGCGAGGUUGGGACCGGGAAGACAGCGCUACAGACACUCCUAGAGGUGCUCAACGCACAGCGAAACGAGAUGCUCGCAAGAGCAUCGUACGCCGAAGUCGCUCGCACCCCACCAUCAAGCCAACCAAGCGGGGUACGCACCCUCUCCUCGUCGAACACGACACCCUCAUCCUUUACCGACACGAUGUUCUGCGCCAUCGACACAUCCAGAGCGGAGGAAAACGAAAAGAACAAAGUCCAGGUGGCGGAUGUCAGAAAAGCAAUCGAGGCUGAGGUCCGGACACUAGAGAACAUGGGAGAUUGGCGCUGCGCUGCGGUUGUAAAGGAGGCCCGGAACCCGGAUCGGGUCAAGGUGGUUUGUAGAGACGAAAACGAGACCAGGAUUGUCAAGGAUGCAGCACAAAAGAUCACUGUCCCGGGCGUACGGGUGCUGAGGGAUCAGCUCUACCCAGUGAGGAUCGACAAUGCUAACCGCACAGCGGUCCUCGACGCCGACGGGAACGUUUUGCCAGGGGCAAUGGAAGCCCUUGGGGCAGAGAACGACGUCAACAUCGCGAAGAUUGCCUGGCUCAGCAGGAAGGACACAGGCAAGGCUUACGGCUUGAUGGUCGUCUACCCGGAGAAUCCGCCUACACGACCGUGUUCGCGCCCCGGGAGGGCCCAACCCAAUGCUACAGAUGCCAAGAGAUGGGCCACAAGGCCUUCGCAUGCAAGAAGCCGCAGCUGCACAAUGGGACCCAGAACGCUUGAGAUCCUUCAGCUUAACGUCCGCAAACGGAGAGAAGUGCAAGAGAGUCUGCUAAACGACGAGGGGCUUAAGAACUAUACAACAUUGGCAAUCUCCGAGCCAUAUGCCAGACUGAUUGACGGUUCGGUGGCGAUGAUGCCAAUGAGUCAUCACAAUUGGACAAAACUCAUACCAACGACAAGACGAGAGACACGAUGGCCGAUUCGGAGUAUGUUAUGGGUACGAAGCGAUGUGGAGGCCGAGCAAAUUCCAGUGCCGUCGGCAGACCUCACCGCAGCACAGAUCCGACUCCCAGACCGCGUGGUGCUGGUGGUGUCAGUCUACGUGGAGGGAGGCAGCGACGAAACACUGGAAGUGGCGAUGAGAGAGCUCGACCGGCUGAUUAGGAGGUUCCGAAACGGAACGGGAAAUAGGACGGACAUCAUUCUGGCGGGCGAUUUCAACCGCCACGACCAGCUCUGGGGUGGAGACGACGUGUCACCACUGAGGCAAGUAGAAGACCGCCAAACCGAGACGAGGUUCCUCUUCAAGGACGCGCCCUGGGCAGAAAUCAGGAACAGGGUGGCAGCGAACCUCGAGCAUACCCCCCAGGGUGGCAGCGUCCAGCAGCAAACGGACCGGCUCAUGACGGCGGUAACCGAAGCGGUCUUCGGCCUGACGCACAAAGCCAAGCCAUCACCAUACGCCAAGCGGUGGUGGACAACAGACCUGACACGGCUCCGCCAGGCCUAUACAUUCUGGAGAAACCAGGCGAGAGCUCGACGAAGGAUGAGGCAAACGUCACCAGAACUCGAACAGCGAGCCAGGAAUGCGGCCAAGGAGUACCAUGACGCUAUCCGCAGACAGAAAAGCUCACACUGGAACGACUUCUUAGCCGACGACGCCAACAUCUGGCAAGCAACGAAGUACCUGCAAACGGGCAGCGGCACGAUGGGCGACAAGGUACCCCCGCUUACCCGACCUGACGGCUCUGUCACGGAAGGCAAAGAAGAACAAGCACAAACUGUUGGAGCAGGCAACAGGGCUGGAAGCAGGAAGACGAAGUCCCCAUUCUGA